AUGGCAUACCGUGUGCUAGGCUCGCCGUAUGCAUUGGUGCUCCACCAGCAUGUGACAUACCUGCGCUUGCGUCGUCAGCCCUUCAAGGUUUACUGUCGGACGUUGACCACAACUUUGUUUUAUGCUCUGCUAUUCCGCGCCCGUAAUGCCUUUUGCACGGUCGCGCCUGAUGGCAAGUCGCACCUGCAGAUGUGGCAGCUAGUAGAUGCGGUGGAGCGGUCUGGUAUACAAGGCGUGGAAGAUCCGUUUCUCGUAAAGAAACGUACGCAUCCAAAUAUUCAUCUGGCAACGUGGAGUAUUUUUGUGUACGCGUCGUGGUGGCUAGCAAAGACAGGGGCGAUGUAUCGUUGGGUCGAUGGUGAAAGCAUUGAGGUUGUGGAGGGUUAUUUUCGCUAUUUCCUCCUUAUUCCGGGCAUUGGUGUGCCGCGAGCCAUAGUGAGACAGUUCCGACAGGCGAUGCAGAGACUGACUUCUGUCACGGGGGUGUCAAAGGAGACGGCGCCGUACAUGCAUGAACAUUUCCAGCGUCUCUGUGGCGCUCUGGAGGAGCAUUUCCAGCAGCAUUCAGAAACGAUGUUUCUUCUUGGGACGCCACACCCCACGCUGGCGGACGUUUCCAUGGGAGCAGCGUUUUCCGCCAACUUCUUGAUGGAUGACCCGCCCGCAUCCUUCGUCGUGCAGAAGUUCCCCCAUCUAAACCGCUACCUGGAGCGAGUGACAGGGUGGCGUGGGGGCUUCUUUUUUGGGGCGGAGCACACAGAAGAAAUGAAUGAGUGGGUAAGCAAAGCAUCAGGCGGCUACGCGGACGUAAUCCCCGAGUCACUGUCGACUUUUUUUCAACUAAUUGAAGAGGUGAUGCCCUUUAUGCUGUCGCAGUGCGCGGCAUUUCAUGCCUUCAUGGCGGGUGAUGGGGUGCGGCAGCUAAAAAGGGAGCCAUUGGAGGGGCCGUGGAAGGGAUGCAGCGGAUAUCUUGUUCCACAGGUGACGGAAAUUAAAUCCCUCAUGAUUAUUGACAAUGGCGUGUACACCGUGAGGGCGCGUGCACAAGACCUUGAGGUGGCGUUGUUGGCUGCCCGGGAGGUGGUAGAUGAUGAUUUUAACACUGAUGAUGAAGGUUUGGGUGAAGUUGCGGAAGCGAGUAUACAGAAGAUGACUUCUGCAAGCUCCAAUUUGACACAUGAAACAUUGCGGCCAGAAGCGGGAUCGAAAACACGUGCGGUUGUGUCGUCAGACACAUCGGUCGACAACAACGUUGCCGCGGAAAUGGAUGCGGGUGACUCGCUAGCGGAGGAUGCAGAUUUUCACCGCGUCUUCACCAAAUCCAAUUAUCGUCAACGUGGUGUCCUUCCAAUGAGACGAGGCACGAGUAACUUAAGUUCUAUUGCUGUGGAUUCCCGCCUCGAUGCACUUCGAACAAUGUUGUACAAGAUGCAUCAUCCACACUACACACUCUCCAGCGUCUUUCAUGGUCGAAAGAUGUUUGUGGCUAUCAUACCUGAAUACGAGGUGGACCGAAAGCGGAAGGAAACAAAAAGUGGCGUCGUGUAG
Molecule: messenger RNA, 1548 nt
Organism: Trypanosoma cruzi
Lineage: Eukaryota; Euglenozoa; Kinetoplastea; Trypanosomatida; Trypanosomatidae
Exons: 1
Coding region: 1-1548 (515 amino acids)
Source: RefSeq, a predicted model, not a curated record